AUGCGAAUUCAAAUGCCAGAAAUUCGGCUUCUCUGGCGCCAAUUACAGUGGAUGUGGAUGGACGGAGUAUUUUACCCACUCUAUCGGUUCUUCACAUCCAUCGGUCUCCUCGUCUGGGCAUGCGUAGAGAUCCCACUGGAGGUGAAGCGCAGCGAAGAGGAGCACACAAAACUCUACUACUUUCUCUAUGCUACCAACUGGGCCUUCCUCAUGUACACCAUCAGCUCCAAUGUCUUCGCCGUUUUCUGUACCUACUUCAACUGCAAAAAGGAAAAGCCUGUACCAAAGUGGUUUGCUGAGUUACUGUGGUUCUUUUACGGGAUGUCAAUGAAUACAGUGCUGGUCACCUCCCUCGUGUACUGGGCGGCCUUUUGGGAUCCAAAAUACACACAAUUCUAUCGACCGGAGUCGAGACUCAAGCACAUAGUGCCGGCGUGUACGGUGUUCGUAGACACGUGGGUAAACGGGCUACCGAUCAACAUUUUCCACGCUAUCUACCCCACCCUUUUGGGCAUUAUCUAUGCCGUCUUCUCCUACGUCUACUACGACACGAGCGACGUUCAUCCUAUCUACCCCGUUCUCAACUGGAGUAGACCCACCGAGGCCAUCAGCGCCAGUCUACUCCUGUUUCUACUCUAUGUCGGUCGUAUCACACUGAGCGCCCGACUGGGCGGAAGAGGCACGACAGUGGUCGAGGAGUGGUGGAGCAAGAAAUCCGGACAGGCGGCGGCCGAACCUUACAUUGAAAUGGAGGCCAUCGAUGAAGAAGCUAAAUAG
Messenger RNA from Echinococcus granulosus, 777 nucleotides. RefSeq lists its product as hypothetical. NCBI's taxonomy places the organism in Eukaryota, Metazoa, Platyhelminthes, Cestoda, Cyclophyllidea, Taeniidae. The record is from RefSeq and is a predicted model, not a curated record. The transcript has 5 exons. The coding region runs from base 1 to 777 and encodes 258 amino acids. Gene Ontology annotation, cellular component: membrane.